Galeopterus variegatus (Sunda flying lemur) is the source of this 657-nucleotide messenger RNA. RefSeq names its product potassium channel, subfamily K, member 16 (gene KCNK16). The record is from RefSeq and is a predicted model, not a curated record. Gene Ontology annotation, molecular function: potassium ion leak channel activity. Lineage: Eukaryota; Metazoa; Chordata; Mammalia; Dermoptera; Cynocephalidae. Gene Ontology annotation, cellular component: membrane. Gene Ontology annotation, biological process: stabilization of membrane potential; potassium ion transmembrane transport.
GUCAUCAUGGAAGCCUGGGUGAAAGGUGUGAAUCCCUAAGACAACUCCAGCCCCAGCAACUGGGACUUCGGCAGCAGCUGCUGCUUUGCAGGCAUGGUUGUCACCACCAUAGGAUAUGCAAACCUGGUGUCCAGCUCGGAGGCAGGUCGAGUCUUCUGUGUCUUCUAUGCCCUGGUGGUCAUCCCGCUCAGCGGCCUUUCUCACCUAGGCACAGAGCUGCAUACCCACCUCGCCACCCUCAAGAGGUGAGAGGACCUGUCCAGGUGCUCCCAGCUACUGCAGGUCCUGGGUCUGGCUCUGCUCCUGACCCUGGGAUCGCUGGCCAUUCUCAUCUUCCCGCCUAUGAUCUUUGGCCAUGUGGAGGGCUGGAGCUUCUGCGAGGGCUUGUGCUUUGCUUUUAUCACCAGCACCGUUGGCUUCGGAUAGUACCUGGCAGGCACAGGUCCCAGCAAGCGUUACAUCUCUGUGUACCGGAGCCUGGCGGCCAUCUGGAUCCUCCUGGGCCUGGCGUGGCUGGCACUGAUCCUCCUGCUGUGUCCCCAGCUUCUGCAUAGGUGCUCCCACCUCUGGCUGCUCAGCAGGUGCCUCACUCAAGAUGGGAAAGCCCCUGUCCAUGAUGGGCUCCGCAGACCUCAGAAGAUCCCCAUCUCUGCAUGA